This is a messenger RNA of Setaria italica (foxtail millet), 1742 nucleotides long. Its product is annotated as bZIP transcription factor 11. Gene Ontology annotation, biological process: positive regulation of DNA-templated transcription. Gene Ontology annotation, molecular function: DNA-binding transcription factor activity; transcription cis-regulatory region binding. The record is from RefSeq and is a predicted model, not a curated record. The coding region runs from base 769 to 1296 and encodes 175 amino acids. Gene Ontology annotation, cellular component: nucleus. NCBI's taxonomy places the organism in Eukaryota, Viridiplantae, Streptophyta, Magnoliopsida, Poales, Poaceae. The transcript has 2 exons.
GAUGUUUAUUUUUCUUUGCAAAACUCACCCCAUUUCCAUCUAUAAAUGAGCCCCUCUUCCAAGCCUCAAUUCCCUUUUCCCCUCCUUCCCUCCUUCCCACUAAGGUUCGCUUGUUCCUGUCCAGCAGCUCUGCUGCUUUGCCAUCUUCAUUGCAAUAAUCUCUUGCUCUCCAAGCACUCCAUCCUUGUUGUGUUCUGGAUUUCGUAGCCUUGCUCUUGUGAUCUUUGGCCUUUGCGCUUCAAGCAGAAACUCUGCACAAAUUUUCCACUGAAAACUAAGAUCUCCAGGGGAGACCGAGACUCUGCCAAACUUCUUACCUACCAUCAAGCUGAUACAGGAUACAUUUUGUUUUGUAAUCAACUUGUUUGUGUGGUAAAAGCUCAUAACAUUUUGGCCAACUGAUCCAUGAUAGACUGAGAGAGGAAGGUUGUGGCUUGUUACAUGUCACAAAUCCUCUCGGAGGCUAUCCUUUCCGGAUUUAUGAUCAAUUCGACGCUCCGGCGAGGCACCCAUCUUGUUCUCUCCUUCUCCGUUGUGUUCCUCUACUGGUUCUACGUGUUCUCAGUAAGAUCCUAGCCAAGAUCAAUUCCCAUCCAUUAACUCAUUCAAAUAAGAAAAUAGCAUCCCCAUCCUGUACCUAUAUAUCCAAACUAUAGCCUCUAGAGACACCUUAGAAGAAACUUCUAGAUUUAACUGGGCGUGAACAUAGGCCAAGCUAGGUAAUUUUUUGGGUGAAGCAUUAAGGGUUACUCAAAGAAUUUGUUGAGGAUGACCCUGUUGGGUGGGACCUUUUCAAGUGGGAGUGGGACCUCGUCUGGCUCGAGUCAUGGGACUCGUAGCUUUGGGUCAGAGGGUGACAUGGAGCUCCAGGCUCGGAUGGAGUUGAAGAGGAAGAGAAGGAUGGAGUCAAACCGGGAGUCAGCAAAGAGGUCAAGGCAGCGGAAGCAACAACAUCUCGACGACCUUAACUCACAGGUCGACCAGUUGAGGACGACGAAACAGCAACUCCUCACAGCACUGAACAACACCACCCAGAACUACGCUGCAGCAGAAGCUCAGAACUCGGUGCUGCGCACCCAGAUGAUCGAGCUGGAGAGCAGGCUGUCCGCACUGCGUGACAUCAUAUGCUAUAUGAACGCAAAUCUGCAGGUUUCUAAUUCUGCAACAAUUAAUGCCAAUCCGUCAACUAUCAUGGGCGUCACUGCUAACUACGAUGCUUUUGACGCAAGCGCAUGGAACUCAGGGAUGCCAAUGGUGCAGCAGCCCAUAGAUCACUUGCUAUACCAGUGCUUCUAGCUAGGAGGUAGAAGCUAGAGAAACAAGGCAUCAGGAUAUUAUGCGUGGUAAAAUGUUGUAGGGCCAUUGUGUCACCACUAAUCAGUGUCUUUGUCUUUUGAUUUGUUUAAGGGAUUAUAUGGGUGUAAGGCAAUGGUUGGUUGGCCUUUCGAUCAUGUUAGUUGUAGAUGUUACAUCAAAUUGGUGAGUGGCAAGUUGUCCCUUGGACUGGCGUGGGGUGGUGGCUACAUGUAUUGGUAGGUGAGGGCCUGCAGGGAGAUGACGGCCAUGGGGUGAAGGAGAAUUGGCACCUGGUUCUUCACCAUUGCUAAUUGUAAUGGUGAUAAGUUAUUGUGUGUAAUGUCACGAGUUCCAUUUUCCUGAUUCCCUUUAUGUUGUGUGGUUUCACAUCACUGUUUUGGUGACAUAGUAUGUGUCUAUAUAAAUAUUACGGCAUUAAUUUGAUC